GAGCAGUUACCAUUCCAGAUCUAUAUUUCAGUCUUCAUGCUUACUGCGGACAGAGGUCUCUAUUGAUACACACACACACACACACACACACACACACACAGUUCACACAUGUCCACUGAGGAAAAGUUGAGGUGCUGUUCUGCGAUCCUGUUCAGGAACGGAUUUAAAGCUUUAAACAGUUACAAGAAAGAGCAGAGGUGAGCUAUGUCCUCCUGUGAGGUGAAGUUCAAAAGCAGGAACCCGUACACAGCGGUGCGGGUGGACCCAGACAGUGAUUACAUCACUCCGGGAACAUUAGACCUUGAGCAGCUGUUCUGGACCAGCACCGGGGCCCAGUAUGCACAUGUCAAUGAGGUCUGGCCCAGUGUCUACAUUGGGGACGAGAAAACAGCUCUGGAGCGGCCUGGCCUGAGGGAUCUGGGUGUCACACAUGUCCUUAAUGCAGCAGAGGGAAAGUGGAAUAAUGUGCUGACUGGUGCUGAUUACUACACUGACAUGGACAUCCAGUACUACGGAGUAGAGGCUGAUGACAAACCCACCUUCAACAUCUCCCAGUACUUCUUUCCCACGGCCCAGUUCAUCCACGAGGCCCUCAGCCACCCACAGAACAAGGUGCUGGUGCACUGCGUGAUGGGUCGGAGCAGGUCUGCGACUCUGGUCUUGGCAUACCUGAUGAUGAAUCACAGCUUAACUGUGGUGGACGCUAUUGAGCAUGUGCGACAGCGCCGCUGCAUCCUGCCCAAUCAUGGCUUCUUAAAACAGCUCAGAGCGCUGGACAUCACAAUACAGGAGGAGAGGCUGAGACAAAAAAGAGAAAUGCAAGAGCAAUAGUACACAACAGAUAGAUAACAUGCCUGUGUUUACUACUUCAAUUUUUCUUCUGAAUUAAGCUGAGACAUACAAAAAUGUUCUGUUUCUUUAUUGGGUCAUUAAAAUGUGUUUUGUUUUUGUGUCAUGUCAGUCUUAUGAAGUUCAAAUGUAACAUUGAAGAAUGUUGUGUCCUAAAGGCUUUUUGUUUUUAACAUCGGGCCAGUGCUGGUACUGAUCAGAGAAUGGACAGAAAUGUUCUGACUCAGUCAAUAGUUCUGGUUGAGUUAGUUGUAUGUGGCACAGGUAAGAAAGAAGUGAUCAUAUAUAGCCUGGAUGCAGCACUGCCUCAGCUCUGCUUCUGUGUCCAGCAGUAGAUUCGUUGAUAUGGGAUAAAACGUGAAAUUGACCAAACUAUGGUUCGCACUCACUGAUACUAUCUCGGUUCUGCCUCAUCCUCAUUUCAGGGCACUGAUGAGAUUAUUCUUUGACAUCCCAAGACUGUUUGCAGAAGUGUUCUAUUUCAAGACUGACAACAAGACUGAAUUCUUUGUUUAAUUGAAUUAUUUAAAAAAAAAAAAAAAAGUUUAAACAUUAAACAAAAACACUGUUUAUGCAAAUGAAUUUUAUGCAUCACAAUCUAGCACAGAGAAAGGCAACUUGAGUGCUAUUGAGAGUGAGACCAGGAAUAAUAUGUCACAAAGCUUUUUGGUGUAUCUGAACAAAUUAAACAGCCUAUUUUAAUUAAGAUAAAUCUUUUGGGCUCCUUGCCUUUAUUUGAUAGGAACAGCUGAAGAGAGACAGGAAAUGUAGGAAAGAGAGAAGGGGGGGGGGUGACAUGCAGCAAAGGGUCAUGAGUUGGACUUGAACCCAGGAUGCUGCAUUAAGGAGUCAGCCUUGUAC
Molecule: messenger RNA, 1710 nt
Organism: Siniperca chuatsi (mandarin fish)
Lineage: Eukaryota; Metazoa; Chordata; Actinopteri; Centrarchiformes; Sinipercidae
Product: dual specificity phosphatase 29
Exons: 4
Coding region: 205-831 (208 amino acids)
Biological process (GO): negative regulation of MAPK cascade; protein dephosphorylation
Cellular component (GO): cytoplasm
Molecular function (GO): protein tyrosine/serine/threonine phosphatase activity; MAP kinase phosphatase activity
Source: RefSeq, a predicted model, not a curated record